Messenger RNA from Chara braunii, 609 nucleotides. Lineage: Eukaryota; Viridiplantae; Streptophyta; Charophyceae; Charales; Characeae. The record is from the annotation of a GenBank genome assembly.
UGGGAGAGGUUGCUCGAGGUCUGACCUUCGUUCACUCGAAUCGGAUGGCAACAGGUCAUGGGAUUAUCCAUUGUGCUGUGAACCCGGCGAAUAUUCUUUUGGACGACAACUUUGUGGCAAAGCUCGGUGAGGUUGACGAGACACUGCUUGCCUCUGAUGUCUCUGCUGGCACACAAACUCCAAAGCUCGGGACGAUUCUGGCAAAAGGCUCCCAAUACGUAGCACCUGAAUGCUUUAGGUCAGGGAUCUUCGACGAAAAGACGGACAUCUACGCGCUCGGGGUCACUAUGCUGGAAAUGGUGACAGGGAAAUUGUGUAAUGCAGUUGGAAUCGUCGAAGGUACAAUAGAAGACGGCGCGCUUUUCAAAGAUGUCCUUGACCAAAAUGCCGGCGAUUGGGACAUCGCUCUUGCUCGUGGAGUCGCACACUUGGGGUCGAGUUGUGCCAGCCUCGACGGACGACAAAGGCCUGAUAUGAUAGGUGAAGGCGGGGGGAUUGUUCCUUCACUGGAGGCAGUUGCUGUCAAGCUGAAAGCUGCAUAGUCAUGGAGCGAGAGGCUUAGGCUUAUUACUGCGGAUAUCGAAGUCAAGUCGCUUGCAGCAGGCGAGU